Molecule: messenger RNA, 564 nt
Organism: Aphidius gifuensis
Lineage: Eukaryota; Metazoa; Arthropoda; Insecta; Hymenoptera; Braconidae
Product: dorsal-related immunity factor Dif-like
Exons: 4
Coding region: 1-564 (187 amino acids)
Biological process (GO): canonical NF-kappaB signal transduction; inflammatory response; cellular response to stress
Cellular component (GO): cytoplasm
Molecular function (GO): DNA binding; DNA-binding transcription factor activity
Source: RefSeq, a predicted model, not a curated record
AUGGAUCCAUUCAAAGCUGGCUUCAAGCAUAAAAAUUCACCAAAUUUAAUUGACAUGAAAUGUGUUAGAUUUUGUUUUCAAGCUACAUUGACAAGUGAUGAUGGAAAAAAAAUAAUUACACUUGAUCCAGUUGUAUCAAACGUGAUGAAUAGUAUUCUUUCAAAAAGUUUACGGAUUAGUAGAUUAAAUAUUUGUUCUGCUCCAGCAAGUGGUGGAAAAGAAGUGACAUUAUUAUGUGAUAAAGUAUCAAAACAUGAUAUAAAAGUAUUAUUUUAUCAACAAGAUAAUGAUAGUAACAUUAUAUGGAAAAAGUAUGCUGAAAUUGUUGGUGUUCAUCGACAAAUUGGGAUAACAAUUGUAACACCAAAAUAUGAUAGACAGUUAUCUGAUGUUAUUGAGGUAUUUAUUAAACUUGUGAGACCAUCAGAUGGACAAUCAAGUGAACCACGUCAAUUUGAAAUAACUCCCAAUCGUUUAACUCAUCAAUGUUCAGGCUUUAGAAAUAUUUCGAAAGCAAUUUAUCCAAGAGAUGUUUCUACCAUGUCAAAUUUACAAUUUGGCUAA